ACUGGUAACCCACCGUUGGCCACUUGUUAGCGAUAUUGUUUUUGAACUAGUCUGGAACACAAAGACCCGUUCCUAAUGGCAACCGAGCCUGCUUCGGUGUCAUUCGUGAGUUAACGGUAGUUGAUGAGUAGCAGCAUGUGAUCAUAUGUAAAUAUAAUAAGAGAAGCAGAGGUGAGUUAACAUCAGACGAGAAAAAUCAAAGAAAGUGUGCAAAAUUGUGAACAUCUGAAUUAGGACUCAGUGUUUAGUUUUUAACUAGUUUUUAUUUCACGAAAAGUUUUUUUUAUAUCAAAUGCGAAAAGGGACUUAUGAUUUUACAACAGGAAUAAACUUACUUGGCAAAAUACUAGAAUUUUCACGAAAAAGGACAUAAAAAUGCCUAAAGCAUUUUUAUUAACGAAUAAAAGAUACAAAAUAUGGAAACAAAUAAAGGAGACAUUCAGGGAAGAACAGAGACGCCGGCUACUGGAGCAGAAGCAGCGUCAACAAACGGAAGUUCAUUUCGACAAUGUUGUAGCAGACGACAAGAAAACUUCUUUACUUCCGUUUGAAAAUUCCACGGAUUAUAGUAAAUAUACAGACGUAACAGAUGAAGAAGAAGCACCGAUUUCGCCACAGAUACCAUCACCCGCCAUUAGUCCGUCCUCUUCACAUGCGUCAUCAUCGACGUCAUCAGACGAGAGCGACAGUGGAUAUUCAUACACGACAGAAAAUAGGGCCAUGUCUCCUACCAUAGAUUUCGGACUCACUUGUCGUCAACAACACAUCUCUUUCCUAUAUGAGCUUAUGACCAACACGAAUCAAGCUACACCACCGUAUAAAGACAAUUUCCAUCAAACUUAUGACCAGUCCUUUCAUAAAAUAGGGGCAGAUUAUUCCGCGCGCGUGGGCCAAUAUUUCGUACCAAUUCAUCCAAUCAUCAGCCAACCACUUCAGCCGAUUUCUAAUACGCAAAGCGAAGUUGAGAGUCACGCAUGCGCAGAAUGUGGAAAGAGAUACAGCACUUCAAGUAAUCUCGCGCGACAUCGACAAACACACAGAACGACAACUGAUAAAAAAGCCCGGAAGUGCCCUCAUUGCGACAAAACAUACGUUUCGAUGCCCGCAUAUAGCAUGCACGUGCGUACGCACAAUCAAGGUUGCGAAUGCAAGUACUGUGGAAAAAGAUUCAGUCGUCCUUGGCUUUUACAAGGUCACAUUCGCACACAUACGGGUGAGAAACCAUUCUCAUGCCCAACUUGUCAGAAAUCAUUUGCGGACAAGUCUAACUUGCGCGCGCAUAUACAGACUCAUUCGUCGGAGAAGCCGUACGUCUGCGGACGCUGUGGAAAGGCGUUCGCACUGAAAAGCUACUUGUAUAAACAUGAAGAGUCUUCGUGCAUGCGAGGCCAGAAAUUUAGACAGUAACAUUCGAGAGAAUCUUUUCAUUAUAGAGGACAUUAUUUUGGACAUUAUUACAAAAAGACAUAUAAAAAUUUUACAACAGUUCGUAGAUAAGUAUACCAAACAAAAAACUAUCAAGCGCAUUUCAAUCAACUAUUUCAUAAAAAGAGAUGUAAACAGACAUGUUAAAAGAACAAAAACUUAUAAUUAAAUCAACGACAACAUCCUUUUCACAUUUCGCCGAAAGAGAGACAAAUCUAAAUUCUUUAAAUAUGAAAAAAUUCAACAUGGAACUAUUCAUACGAAGAAACUGCUGAAAAAUAAGAAUACCAGUCUUUCUAUUGUACUACACGCCUCGACAUGAUGUUUUGAGGUUUCAUAUUACAUAACUUGACAUUAAAUAUGGAGGUUUCACAUAACACCUCGAUACAUUAUUACACAGGGACUCGAUACAACAUUACUGACCUUGACCUGGAGUGUCAAGGUCAAGGGCCUACAUAUUAUACGUCUCGAUGAGAAGUUCCGAGACAACGUUUAUUCCAAAUCAAGUGCUACAAUUUUAAUGGGAUCAAGUCAUUUUUCAGUCAUUUAUUUCAACGCUUUCAUUAAACAAAUUCAUUUUUUAUAUAACGACAUGGAUUGAACUAGUCCAAGAGAGUAACAAGUUUGAGUUGACGUUUUCUUUCCUUUAGUUAUUUUUCUUUAGCUUUAUUUAAGUGACGUCAUAGGAUUAUGAAUUAAGAUUUUUUUUUAAGACUUCUUUUUUAACAUUUUAUAUGUCAGUAUUUAGCAUUAGUGUUGUUAUGUCAAAAAAAUCUAAGUUAAGAUUUUUAAACUAGUUUAAUGUAAUUAUAGUUAAAUGUAUUUGUCCCUUUGAUUAAUUCCAAAACCAAUGUAUUGCGACUGAAAAGUCAGUUCAAACGUGUUGAACUAUUUAAGUCAUUUAUUUAUUUAUUAUUUAUUUAUUUAUCUAUUUAUUUAUUUAUCAAACAAGACAUGCAUUUUAUUACCAAUGCUGUUAUAUGGAAAUUAAACAGGAAAACAUUUAUGUCUAUGAAAUACAUUCACUUACGACAAAUUAAUCUAAUUUUGCAAAUUGGAACUUUUUGAUAAGAUUGUUUGUACCAUUUCGUAUCGUUUUUUAAAAUAUGAAAAAAAAAAAUUGUUCACUUAUCAAAAGUGUUUGCACUGAAACAUUACUCACUAUAAAGUGUGUAAUUAAGAUCGUAUCGUGAUAUGAGCAAUGUUUUGUUUUAAUGAUUAUAAUCGCAUGGAUCAUCAUCAUAAGACAACAAUGAAAAUAAAAAAAUAAUUUUUGUAUCAUAUUUUUUUCACAUCUGAUUAUAUAUAUGUAAAUACUGUUUUUCGUAUUAUUUAUUUUAUAUAUUUAUUAACCUGCGUGUUGUGCCGUGUUUUACCCCGUUUCUAUUUAUUUUAUUUUUAUUUAUUACAAAGCUUUUUUUUAAUUUAUUGUAAUUUAUUGACUCGAACAUUCACUGAUCUUCAUCAGAUUCAGUGAACCGUGAUCUCAGUGGAUAUGAUUUUUUUUAUUUUAUUAACUAUGCAACAAAAUGGCAGCAUAUUUUAUGUUUCAUUUAACCAUAAUCUUUUUUGUACAGCUUGGUACAUUCUUUAAAUAGAUAUAAUCUAUAUAAUAGAAAAAAGUCUAUAAAUAGAAACAUUCUACAAAUAGAUAUGUUCUAUAAAUAGGAACGUUGUAUACAUUUAAUAUACGUAGUAUACAUUAAUGAAUUUGCUUAUUUUACUUAAUGAGAUAUCAUAGCAUACGAACAUUCAUACAUUACUGAUUUUAAUAAUUUUAUAUUAUGUGUCUUCGUUUCCUAAUAACAGCCAUUGCAUUUGUGAUGUUUACAUGAUAAAUGAUCGACGUAUGACGUAAUCAUUUUUGACGGAUUGAUAUAAAAGAACUAUUCCCAUCGGUUACCAUAGGAACUCGGUUUCUUUUUUAAGGAAACGGUCAGAGUCAGGCAAUUUUCAAGAUACCAGACCGUGUCAAAUUGAGAUUAUAUAACACUCAAUGACCGGAAACGGAAUGAAUUUUAUAAAAAUGUAACUAAAGAAAUAUUAAAGACAGGAUACAUAUAGGAAAUCAACGCGCUGCAAUCUGCGACCAAUUCCCGAGUUCCUUUAGGUGUUACAUGAAAGACAAAAUCUGCACAAACCUGUGGAUCAUUUAUAAAUUAAAUGACCUUGAACCAUUCAAUGACCUUGAACCAUUGACAUUUUGAUGUCAUAAAAAGAAAGUGUAUCUUUAGAUUCCAAAAUAAUUGUUUUAAACCAAACAUUCUUUGUUACCGUUUUCUUCAUUGAAACUUCCGGUAAACGCUUGAAAUCAUUUCAUCAUUCGUCUAGAUGAUAUAUGAUUAUUAUUACUUUUUUGUUAUAAAUUCAUGUUUGCGUUUAUGGUUUGAUGUGUUUUUAUUAUUAUUUAUAUUCUGACAAUGUGGUGUAAUAUAUAUAUUUGAAGUGUUGCUUCAUAAUUUACAUAUAUUACCAAUUUUUGCAGCUAUGCAACUUCUUGGAUAUGUUUUAUUUGUUUGCAAUUGAUCAAUGAAGGUACGGCCUUUUUAGCGUUUGUAAGACAUGUUUUGAUUGGAUGAUUUGUUUUCUGGGUGUAGCUAUUACACAUCACGACAAAUGUGACAGAUUUUAGACAAGCACCCAGAAUACUAACGUAAUAGAAAUAUUACGGACCAAUCAAACUAUAUGAAAAUAACAAAACACUAUUUUCAAGAGUCAUGGUGGCCGAAAACAAUUCUUGUUUUAGUAUGCUACAGUAGCUUAUAUGCGUCUAUUUUCUAUACUUACCAUCAAAAAUAGAUUUAGUUUGUCUGAAACCGGAAACGGAGAGUAAAUGUGUAUGGAAGUAUAUACGUAUGCCAGGGCUUCAUUCUCUAUGCUUUGCACAUAUUUACUUUUAGUUAUAAAAUGGAGGUAAUAUUAAAAUAAAAAGCAUUUCUUAAGGACCAAAAUCAUUGUAAGGGAAUAAGUCUUGAUGAAAUCCUUUGCAUUAAAACGAGAUAUGGAAAUUUUAAACAAGUUUACUUAAAAUGAAUACUAAAAGAACAUUUGUGUUAGAGAACUAUUAAUAAAAGCGAUUUAAGAAAAUCAGACUUUUCUGGGUUUUUUUUCUAAAGAGUUAUUGCUCUUUGUGUCUAUUUUAGUAGAAGCUGAAGACCGAUAACUCUUCAGAUACUGACACAAAUUCAUCGAGACUUGUUUCCCUAAUCACCGUCUGUGAAGACGCUAAAACAUAUGUGUGUACUCAUUGUUUCAUUAGAAUAGGAAAAAGGACAAUACAAUUCUCAGAUAUGUCAACAUUUUUUUCAAAGUUGGCAGUCAUAUAUCUAAAGAUCAAAAGAUAGGUCACAUGCAUAACUGAAUUGAUACUGCUAUGUGUGCUAUUUUGAGACUAGAAAGUGUAGAGUGAAACUUAAUAUCAAUGUUAUGUUAUUUCAUCGGCCUUCGCCAUUUUAGUAUGUAACAUCUACAAUGCAUUUGGAGAAGGUUUAUUUUUUUCUGAUACCGAAGGAAGGAACAAAUGCGGUGUAUUGCCUUAACAUAAUACAAUUUAAAUGUAUGUCUUUAAAAUCAUUGAAAACAUAAAUUUUAUAUAAAAACAAAACAAUUUUGAUACAUUUUAUUGUAUAAUAUCAUUUUUCAAGUACAUGUAUACGAAAAUCUAACAAACAAGUGCCUUAGUAUCAACUGUUUCAUCCAUUUUUACCAUUUGUGCCAAAAAAAUAAAAUAAAGUUUUUCAUAGA
Molecule: messenger RNA, 5169 nt
Organism: Ruditapes philippinarum (Manila clam)
Lineage: Eukaryota; Metazoa; Mollusca; Bivalvia; Venerida; Veneridae
Product: protein snail-like
Exons: 2
Coding region: 376-1407 (343 amino acids)
Biological process (GO): regulation of DNA-templated transcription
Molecular function (GO): DNA-binding transcription factor activity, RNA polymerase II-specific; RNA polymerase II cis-regulatory region sequence-specific DNA binding
Source: RefSeq, a predicted model, not a curated record